Closterium sp. NIES-65 is the source of this 1740-nucleotide messenger RNA. The record is from the annotation of a GenBank genome assembly. Lineage: Eukaryota; Viridiplantae; Streptophyta; Zygnematophyceae; Desmidiales; Closteriaceae.
AUGAUGCGGUGCGGUGAACCGGCGAAGAGUCAGGUGGUGCGCGAGACCAUGGAGCCUAUACUGGAGGCCAACCGGCUCCCCAUCACCUCAUGCUCCUCCCUCCUGCAAACCACCCACCCCCCGGCCCUCCCUUCCGCCCUCAAUUCCCCCCUGCAGGCGACGUGUCAAGUGGCGAUGAGUCAGGUGGUGCGCGAGACCAUGGAGCCGAUACUGGGAGCCAACCGCCCUACCUACCAUGACCUUCCACACCUCCUUCAAACCUCACCACCCCUCCCCGUUUCGCCCUCUUCCCCUCUCCGUCACACCAUCCCGGAUCAUGUGGUUUCUCAGGCGACGAGUCAGGUGGUGCGCGAGACCAUGGAGCCCAUACUGGAGGCCAACCGCCCGUCCAUCGUGUCGUCCAUGACCUUCCACAAGUUUGAGCUGGGCAAGGACCGCGAGAAGGCGCCGCACAUCGAAGGCAUCAAGCUACACAAGACGGGCGCGGAGGAGGACCAGGUGAUCAUGGAUCUUCUCAUCUACUGGCAGAGCGAUGCCUCCAUCAUUCUCAACAUCAAGACCGCUGCUGUCACGCUGCAAGUGCAGGUGAAGAAUCUGGUGUUCCAGGCCACGCUGCGCCUCAUCUUCCAGCUGGGCGAGCAGAUGCCCUGCAUCGACGCUGUCGUCGCCUCGCUGCUGCGCAAGCCGCGCCCCAAGGUGGAUUUUGUGCUCAAGGCGGUGGGGGGAUCGCUGGCCGCCAUUCCAGGGCUGGAGAAGCAGAUUGACAACACGGUGGCAUCGGUGCUGGAGUCGGUCAUAUUGUGGCCUGAGCGCAUUGUUGUCAAGCUCAACCCGGCCUUUGAUGAGAAGCUGCUGGAGAUGAAGUACGAGGGAGAGCUGGUGGUGACGGUGGUGCGGGCGGAGGGAGUGAAGAACGUGGACACACUGGGCAAGUCGGACCCGUACACCACCAUCUGGCUCAACCCGAAGCACAUGGCCAAGACGGGCGUGUGCAAGAACAACCUCAACCCCCAAUGGAACGAGACGUUCCUGCUGCCCGUGGAUGACCCGCACACCGCGGAGCUGACCAUCAAGGUGGAGGACGAUGAUGUGAUGCAGGACUCGGACCUGGGGUGGGCGCUGUUCCCCCUGGCGGAUCUGAUGGACAAGAGCGAGCCGUACCAGGUCACCCUUGACCUGCUGCCCCGCCUGCACGACGACAAGCUGCUGGGCAAGGAUCACAAGCUCGGCCGCAUCACUCUGCUGCUGGCGUAUCGUGAUUACUCAGACGAGGAGAGGGACAGCGUGACCGCGGCAGAGAAGGCACGUGAGCCGCGCAUAAAGGACCACAGCGUGCCGGCCGACCAGGCCACCGCCGCCAUGGCUGCCGCUGCUGCCGACUCCGAGCGCCGCGUGCGCGAGGCGGCUGAGCGCGCCCUCAUGACCCCCAAAACCCCGCGAGCAUCCAUGGCCCGGCGCUCGUCUCAAGUGGGGCAGAAGUCUAUUAAGCACCGCGAUAGGGAGGGCGCUCUGCAGGUGUCCUUAGACCAAGAGGCAGCAGACUCAGCCGCAGCAGCCGCUGCCACAGCAGCAGCAGAGGCGGAAGGGGAUGCUCCGCUCUCCCCUGCGCUGUCACCUGGCGCUGAUGGGAAGCCCAAGAGGAGGAGUGGGGCGAUGGGGUUCAUGAGCAAGGUGGGGCAAAUAGGCAGGAAUGUGAAGUCGGGCAUUGAGGGAAGCCUGUCGCCCAAGGAGCACCACUGA